GCCGGCAGGGGGCGGCAGUGGCGGGCGGAGGCGGCGGCGCGGCCCGGCCCGCUCAAGAUGGCGGUGCGGAAGAAGGACGGCGGCCCCAACGUCAAGUACUACGAGGCCUCGGACACCGUCAGCCAGUUCGACAACGUGCGGCUCUGGCUCGGCAAGAACUACAAGAAGUACAUCCAGGCCGAGCCCCCCACCAACAAAUCGCUGUCGAGCCUGGUGGUGCAGCUGCUGCAGUUCCAGGAGGAGGUGUUCGGCAAGCACGUCAGCAACGCGCCCCUCACCAAGCUGCCGAUCAAAUGCUUCCUGGAUUUCAAGGCGGGGGGAGCCCUGUGCCACAUCCUGGCAGCCGCCUAUAAAUUCAAGAGCGACCAAGGAUGGCGGCGUUUCGAUUUCCAGAAUCCCUCGCGCAUGGACCGCAACGUGGAGAUGUUCAUGACCAUCGAGAAAUCCCUGGUGCAGAACAACUGCCUGGCUCGGCCCAACAUCUUCCUGCACCAGGAGAUCGAGCCCAAACUGCUGGGGAAGCUCAAGGACAUCGUCAAGAGGCACCAGGGCACGGUGACUGAGGACAAGAGCAACGCGUCCCACAUAGUCUGCCCCGUGCCUGGGAACCUGGAGGAAGAGGAGUGGGUCCGGCCCGUCAUGAAGCGUGACAAGCAGGUGCUGCUGCACUGGGGGUACUACCCCGACAGCUAUGACACCUGGAUCCCGGCCAGCGAGAUCGAGGCGUCCGUGGAGGAUCCGCCGACACCGGAGAAGCCCCGGAAGGUCCAUGCCAAGUGGAUCCUGGACACGGACACCUUCAACGAGUGGAUGAACGAGGAGGAUUACGAGGUGACCGACGAGAAGAGCCCCGUCACCCGCAGGAAGAAGAUCUCGGCCAAGACACUGACAGACGAGGUGAACAGCCCCGACUCGGACCGGCGGGACAAGAAGGGGGGCAACUACAAGAAGAGGAAGCGCUCGCCCUCUCCCUCGCCCACCCCCGAGGCCAAGAAGAAGAAUGCGAAGAAGGGACCCUCCACCCCCUAUAACAAAUCCAAGCGCGGGCACCGCGAGGAGGAGCAGGAGGACCUGACCAAGGACAUGGACGAGCCCUCGCCCGUCCCCAACGUGGAGGAGGUGACCCUGCCCAAAACAGUCAACACCAAGAAGGACUCGGAGUCGGCGCCAGUCAAGGGGGGCACCAUGACAGACCUGGAUGAGCAGGAAGAUGAGAGCAUGGAGACAGCUGGCAAGGACGAGGAGGAGAACGGCACCGGCAGCAAAGGGGAGCAGGCCAAGAACCCCGACCUGCACGAGGACAACGUGACAGAGCAGACCCACCACAUCAUCAUCCCCAGCUACGCUGCCUGGUUCGACUACAACAGCGUCCACGCCAUCGAGCGCCGCGCCCUGCCCGAGUUCUUCAACGGCAAAAACAAAUCCAAGACCCCCGAAAUAUACCUGGCCUACCGGAACUUCAUGAUCGACACGUACCGGCUGAACCCGCAGGAGUACCUGACCUCGACGGCCUGCCGGCGCAACCUGGCCGGGGACGUCUGUGCCAUCAUGCGGGUCCACGCCUUCCUGGAGCAGUGGGGUCUCAUCAACUACCAGGUGGACGCCGAGAGCCGGCCCACCCCCAUGGGCCCCCCGCCCACCUCGCACUUCCACGUGCUGGCCGACACGCCCUCGGGGCUGGUGCCGCUGCAGCCCAAGACGCCCCAGGGCCGGCAGAGCGACGGCGACGCCAAGACGGGCCGCAAGAGCAAAGAGAUGGAGGAGCUGGUCAGCGAGACGGUGAAGGGCAAGCCGGAGCUGCAGCCCAGCUCGGCCUCGCAGCAGAUGCUGAACUUCCCCGACAAGGGCAAGGAGAAGCCGGCGGACAUGCAGAACUUCGGGCUCCGCACCGACAUGUACACCAAGAAGAACGUGCCCUCCAAGAGCAAAGCGGCUGCCAGCGCCACCAGGGAGUGGACGGAGCAGGAGACGCUGCUGCUGCUGGAGGUGCGGGACAUGGGGAUAGGGGAUGUGGGGACUCAAAGGGAAGUGGGGACCUGA
This is a messenger RNA of Serinus canaria (Common canary), 2040 nucleotides long. It is a transcript of the gene SMARCC2, whose product is annotated as SWI/SNF related, matrix associated, actin dependent regulator of chromatin subfamily c member 2. NCBI's taxonomy places the organism in Eukaryota, Metazoa, Chordata, Aves, Passeriformes, Fringillidae. The transcript is spliced from 21 exons. Gene Ontology annotation, molecular function: protein binding. The record is from RefSeq and is a predicted model, not a curated record. Bases 58 to 2040 code for a protein of 660 amino acids.